This is a messenger RNA of Cornus florida, 1510 nucleotides long. Its product is annotated as SH3 domain-containing protein 3. Gene Ontology annotation, molecular function: protein binding. The transcript is spliced from 11 exons. The record is from RefSeq and is a predicted model, not a curated record. NCBI's taxonomy places the organism in Eukaryota, Viridiplantae, Streptophyta, Magnoliopsida, Cornales, Cornaceae. Bases 225 to 1271 code for a protein of 348 amino acids.
CCCACACAAUCCCUAAAUCAAUGCCAAUAUUCUAUUGUAUGAUUAAACAGAGUGAAGAACAACAACAGAUUGUAUUGUACACGAAGAGUCACAGCAAUCUACAAUUUCAUACUCGUCAGAUCUGAUUAUCUGACAACAUCUUCGUUGAAUCGAAGCUCGAAACAUUAUCCGGUGACCUAAAAAUCAGUUGUUUUUAGCUGCAAAACCACUAGGGAGCACUCACAAUGGACGCUUUGAGGAAGCAAGCGAGUAAGCUCAGAGACCAAGUCGCCAAACAACAACAGGCUGUAAUAAAGCAGUUUAGUGGAACUGGUUAUGAAAGUUCAGAUGUGAUUGUUAUCGAUGAAGUUGAGAUGCAUAGACACCAGCAACUAGAGAAACUGUACAGGUCUACUCGUGCAGGAAAGGAAUUUCAGAAAGAAGUUGUUAAAGCAGCGGAAACAUUUUCAGCUAUAGGGUAUAGGCAUAUUGAAGCAGGAAACAAGUUGUCCGAGGAUUGUUGCAAAUAUGGAGUUGAGAAUGACCACGACAACAUUCUAGCUAAGGCUGCAUCUAUAUACGGUGAUGCCCGCAAACAUGUUGAAAAAGAGCAAGAAGACUUGAAUCGGCUAUUAUUUUCACAGAUCUUAGAACCCUUGAGAGCAAUGAUAAUUGGUGCUCCUUUGGAGGAUGCUCGUCACCUGGCUCAACGUUAUAGUCGAAUGAGACAAGAAGCAGAGACACAGGCAGCAGAGGUUUCCAGAAGACAAGCACGUGUUAGGGAACUUCCUAGUCCUGAAAAUGUGUCAAAGCUACAUGCCGCAGAAGCUAAAAUGCAGGAAAUUAAAGCCAACAUGGCAGUUCUGGGUAAAGAAGCAGCUGCUGCAUUGGCUGCUGUAGAAUCACAGCAGCAGAGGCUGACAUUCCAGAGGCUUGUCGCAAUGGUUGAUGGAGAAAAGACAUAUCAUGAGAGAGUAGCUGCUAUUCUUGGUGAGGUUGAAGCUGAGAUGGUCUCGGAGAAACAAAGGAAAGAGUCUGCUCCUCCUGUAAUUCCCUCUAACCACUUCUCAGAGAAAACAAAGUACUUCUUGGCUGAGGCAGUGCAUGCUUUUGAUGCAUCAUCUGAGAAGGAACUGAGCUUGGCAGUGGGCGACUAUGUUGUUGUCCGGAAGGUGAGCUCAUCGGGAUGGUCAGAAGGAGAAUGUAAAGGGAGAGCUGGGUGGUUUCCAUCAGCAUAUGUAGAGAAGCGCCACAGGAUUCCCAACAGUAAUGGGUCUGCUGAUAUUUACUAAAUUUGUGCCCUAGUGUUUAGGAGACUCUGGUUGAUGCAAAAAAGUUUAUAUAGUUCAUUAUGCGCAUGUACUCUUUCAAAUUCCUUCUGAAAUAUACCACCACAAUUGUUGAUUUCUUUAUUUUUUCUUAUUGUUGUUGUUGUUGUUAUUAUUAUUAUUAUUUUGGUAAAUGAUAUAUAAAAUCUGGAUCAAUAUUUGUAUUAUGAUGCUUUGCGAAGGAAGGUAAUUAUUAGAUGAUU